AUGCCCCUCUCCCCCAAAACAGUCUUCUUCAGCGUUUAUGGAUCUCACACAGCCGUACGCCUUGCCUUUCUUCCGCUGUGCUACUUCCUCGUCUUCAGUCCGUUCUUAGUGCUACUGGUGCGAUACUAUGGCUACGAUCAGGAAUUUGUACAGAGGAUUCCGUCCAGGUACAGAAGCCCAGAUGCGCUGGCCCAAGUCUUUGCGGCACUGGUCACCGUAGGUUUGUUCACGAGGAUAUUGACUGGGACGAAAUUCGGGAAUGGAAGCAUGCGGGAUGGACACAAGCGCAAUGUCAAUAUUUUACCCUACUGGAUACCUCGCCUUAGACACACUCCCAACCUCCUGUUCCGUGGAGAUAGCUGGCUUAGUAGCAUAGUAUCCUCUUCCAUUACCGAUAUUGUAGGAUUCAGUCUGGCAGGUAUCAAACAUGUCCUCAUUCUCUCGCCCUCUGUCUUGGACCGAGUUGUUGGGAAUACCGACAGCUUUGACCAGGCUGAAUCGUCGAAGUGGUCCAUUAUAUCAAACUCCAUCGGAUUGCCUAGCACCAACAAAGCGCAAUAUCUACAGCUCCAGCCCGAGAUUCGACAACAGUUCGCAUCCGCGUUGUUCAAGGGAGAAGAACUUUUGCAUAUCGUCCAGGCAUCAGUUCGCAUCCUAUCAGAGUCACUACCUGACUUGAUAACAUUCAAUUCUUCACUGGUUGACCAGUUGCCGUGGGAAAGAGUUGCUGGCAUAGAAUUAAGCGAUGGUACGGAAGAGGCGGAAUGCGAUCUAUAUGCUCUUGUGAACGAAUACUUUUCCAGUGCAAUCAUCACGCCUAUUACGGGUCUCCAAUUUACAGAAUCUUACCAACUUCUAGCCAGCGAUCUGGCGACCUUGGAUGAGUCCUUCUACGCUUUAGCACUUGGUUUACCACGGUUCUUCCCGCUUCCCGGAUUGCCCGGUGCAACUUUAGCCAGGAGACGAUUGCUUCAGAACUUUACCAAGUUCUUUCACGACAUUACGUUUCCUCCCACGAAAAAGGUAGUAGCGGACGACGAAAGCGUCAGUGGUGAUGAGGACACAGAUGCGGAAACACCAACACCAAUGACUGUCUUGAACGAGCUAUUCUCGCAGCAUGAUGUACCAAUGGAAGUACGUGCUGCCAUUGCACUUGAGGCUAUCAACAAAAUCAGAUCACAAGCAGUGCCCUUAGCCUUCUGGGUCCUUUAUCACAUUUACUCCUCUUCGGAAGCCCAACCCAAGGAUUCCAGUAAAGAAGCGAACCCUCUUGAGAAGAUCCGGGGAGAGACCAAAGUUUGGGCUCAUGCAGUCCAACCACCUUCGAUUCAUCCGUCCUUUCCCUCUCCGCCUCAAAUCACAUUCGAUGCACCGUCCUCACUAUUCUCUCCAACUACCUUGCCCUUCCUACGCUCAACAAUCUUUGAAGCGUCCCGGUUGUAUAGUGUCUCUGUGACGACAGCAGUAGUCACGAAACCAAUCAUAUUCACUCAAGCGACGUUCCGAGCAGGCGAGGAAGAGGAGAAAUGGCAGCUUGAUGUAGGGUCUUGCAUUGAUGUCGGCUUAUCUCGGCAACUCAUCAAUAGGUCUGCUGCAAAUUACCUGGAUCCACAAAGUUUCAAACCAGAUCGUUUCGCGCACACACAGUCACCGUCUCCACUUGCAGCUACGGUCUUCGAAGAUUCGAACGAGCUAGUGAAUGCCCUGCUCGUGACAGUGGUUGCUGGAAUCACACAGCUAUGGGAUAUCAGUGCUGCACCCAAGAAGAGUUUCUUUGAUCAAAUGCAAGAGGCACAGGCUGCUGCUACUGGCCAGAAGAAUCUCGUUAAUAGCAGCAAAGAGAGGAACACCGGGACUUGGCAAAUGCCAAAUACAGUUGACGGGGCCAGCUGUAAAGUGCCUAAAGGCGAACUUCGAGUUAGGAUAAGGCGGAGAGAAAAUCUCGAAAAACUGAAGAUUGGCUCUGUGCGUAUAUAG
Messenger RNA from Aaosphaeria arxii CBS 175.79, 1977 nucleotides. RefSeq lists its product as uncharacterized. The coding region runs from base 1 to 1977 and encodes 658 amino acids. The transcript has 2 exons. The record is from RefSeq and is a predicted model, not a curated record. Gene Ontology annotation, molecular function: monooxygenase activity; iron ion binding; heme binding. NCBI's taxonomy places the organism in Eukaryota, Fungi, Ascomycota, Dothideomycetes, Pleosporales.